CAGAAAAAGUUAAAUACCGCUUAAAACGGAGUUAGUUGCUUACAAUACAAUAAAAUAAAGUAACCAAUGUUUAAAUUAAAAUCGCGUAAGCUAAUUGCGAAUACAUACAUACAGAAGUGCAAUUAAAGGCAUGAUAUUAGGCGAGCUGGACACAACGCGGCGUCUUUUGUUUAUAGUGGCCGUGCUACUCAUUAUUUUAUAUGCAAAAACCUAUUUGCUCCCUGGGGUGGCUUUAGAUAGCGACUAGACUAGUUGGCGAAGAUGAGUGAUCGACGUGUUUCAUAUUUUUAUAAUGCGGAUGUCGGCAAUUUCCACUAUGGCGCAGGACAUCCUAUGAAGCCGCAACGUCUAGCUGUCACACACAGCCUCGUGAUGAACUAUG
This is a messenger RNA of Scaptodrosophila lebanonensis, 382 nucleotides long. RefSeq lists its product as uncharacterized. The transcript has a single exon. The coding region runs from base 131 to 247 and encodes 38 amino acids. The record is from RefSeq and is a predicted model, not a curated record. Lineage: Eukaryota; Metazoa; Arthropoda; Insecta; Diptera; Drosophilidae.